CAAUUUUAGGAUUUGGAAGAAAAAGAACUCGACGUCAAACCAUGGAAGAAGCAUGUCAAUAGUAUGAUUGACUCGACCUUUGCCAACAUUUUGGCUGAGCGGGCAAACCCCGCGGCACAAUCGACCAAAGAACAGCCUGCGGCGGAUGAAACGGCAGAUUCUCAUGAAGAGAAGGACGACAUGGAAGAAGAUGAAGCGGGAAAGGAUAACGAAGAGACCAAGGACGCGUCGAUGGACGAAAACGAAAAUGAAGAGAGCCAAGAUGAUUUCGAAAGAGAAUUAUCUGAUGAUGAAUCGCGUUCGCCCAAAAAGAAGCAAAAUGAAGCAUCAAGGAAACGAAAACGGCCAAAGAUGGAGAGUGACAGUGACAACGACACAAAGGAGAAAUCACCAGAUAAAAAGAAAUCCGCCCCCAAAUCCCGAACCCGAAAAAGUGGAUCCGAAAAAAAGGCAAGCAAUGAGACUGAAGAAACCAUUAAACGUCUCAAGAUGUACAUCGGCAAAUGUGGUGUUCGCAAAAUUUGGCAAAAAGAAUUGGCCGAUUGUCCCACUGCCGCAGCCCAAAUCCGCAAAUUGAAAGCGAUCCUUGCCGACCUAGGCGUUGAAGGACGUCCUACGCUUGAAAAGUGUAUGAAAGUCAAAGCGGACAGAGAGCUCAAGGCGGAAAUCGAAAGUUUGGAUACGGGCAAUAUACUGGAUAAGAAAGACGAUGGCAUUAGCCUACGAUCACGAAACAGACGCAAGCGAAAGAUCAUCUCGGAUGAUGAAGACUCUUCAAGCGAUAAUGACGGUUCACAUCAUCAGUACCAAGAUGACAACGAGGAACCCACGACCACAUUAGACGUUUCAUUCUUGGGAGAUCAAAGUUCUGAUAGUGAAUAAAAACAAUGGUGAAAAGAAAAAAAAGUGGGAUCAUAAAACAUUUCAAGGACUCAAAUUAAAGAAAUGGAAGCAGUAUGAAUUGGAUCCAACGAGUAAUCAUGUGGAAGAACCAUUGCCACCAUGUUUCAUCUUCCACUACGGGAGGUCGCUCAGGCCAUGAUUGGCCUGUAAUUUGGAACGGAUGGGCUUCCGUAUUGAACACCCAUUCAUCCAAUGAGAUUCGCGGGUGAUGAGGAUCAUCAAAUAUCAAGUACAGAUAUUUGAACGUUUCAGCAAAGAGAAAG
Radiomyces spectabilis is the source of this 1166-nucleotide messenger RNA. RefSeq lists its product as uncharacterized. The record is from RefSeq and is a predicted model, not a curated record. NCBI's taxonomy places the organism in Eukaryota, Fungi, Mucoromycota, Mucoromycetes, Mucorales, Radiomycetaceae. Bases 64 to 882 code for a protein of 272 amino acids. The transcript is spliced from 5 exons. Gene Ontology annotation, cellular component: nucleus.